AUGGCGUGUCAACCUAAACGUUCCGAAACCGUCGUAAUCCACGAGUUGCUGGCCUUUGUUCAACAAAAAUUGGACGUCAUGGACCAGGUGUCUCUGAAGCAGAUACUGAUGACAAGCUUCACCGAGGACGAUAUCAUCCAAGCGAAGAAGGUGUUAGCAGAUUCAGCCGUGACCCAAAUCCGUCUUAUCACACGUCACAGGGAUGGACGCGAUGGUAUUCCAACAACCUUACCUUUAGAUAAAGAGACAUUAAAAGAUGCAACGACUCCUGAUAGUGAUACGUGUACAAGUAAAAUUCAUACGUGCUCAUUAAAAAUGGAAACAACAUUUAUAAGAGGCUUGCCAGGAUCUCCCGGAGAAAAAGGAGACAAAGGCAUAGAUGGUCCAAGAGGAGAUACAGGAUCACCAGGUUUACAGGGAAUUCGUGGAUUACCGGGCGUUGUGAUGAGUGAUAGGUCUGUUUGGCAUAUGGAAAUGAUUGGUUUGGUAGAUAAAGACGAUGAAUAUAUUGAAGUAGUUGAAGAAUUAAUGCCUGUUAGUGAUCUGUGUAAGGAUAAAAAAGAUAAAGAAAAAGUUAUUGUAAAUGGUACAAAAUGGAUGAAAGAACUCCUACCAUUUGAAGUGAUUUGUGAAGCGUCCGGCUGGACAUGUCUUGAGACCGCAAAAAAAACUACAGAAUUUAAUUAUACCUCGGAAAUUCAGCCAUUCUGGUUAAGCAAAUUAAACUUUAGUAGCAACGAUUUUUAUGGACUAUCUACACAUCAAAUUAACUAUUUACAAGAUCGAGCAUCUUCAGCUAAGAUUACUAUUAGAUAUCAUUGUAAAAAUUCAGUCGUACUGUCAGAAAACAAGGAUAACUCUUUACGUCUUCUGUUGUGGAACGAUGUUUCAGUAGGCCCAUAUUCUGACGAAGCAACGCCAUUUAAAUACACUGUGUUAAAUAAUAAUUGUAAGAACCUGGGUGACAAUAAAUCAAAAUGGCUGUAUACUGACAUAUCAAUAGUCACUUCCGUUGUUCAUCGUUUACCUGUUAUCGAUUUUCAAAUAAGAGACGUUAGAAACGAAAAUCAGUUUCUAUCUUUAGAACUUAAAGAUUUAUGUUUUCGUUAA
Messenger RNA from Parnassius mnemosyne (clouded apollo), 1110 nucleotides. The record is from the annotation of a GenBank genome assembly. NCBI's taxonomy places the organism in Eukaryota, Metazoa, Arthropoda, Insecta, Lepidoptera, Papilionidae.